AAACAAAGGUAGAAGAAGAAGAAGAAGACGAAGUGAAGAGUGAAAAAAAAUAAUCUAAAGUUUAGCUUUUUUUUUCUGAUCAUCAAUCAUCGAGAGAAAAAAAAAAACUUUUUUCAUGUGAAGAAGCUUAUCAAUCGAAGAAGACAAUCGUCAAAUGCUUCACUUUGGUUCCCUUUCUUCAUCAGAAAACUCGAGGUAGAUCAGUUCUUUGAUGGGAUGGGACACCAAAUCACUAAGUGUUACGAUACCAUCAACUACUACUAGUAAGUGCAAUCCUCAGAGUAACUACAAUGGCUUCUUCUGGACUGGGAAAUGGAGUUGGCAGUUCGAGAUCUUCCAAAGGUGUAAAGGCCUCUUCUAGUUCAGUCGAUUGGUUGACAAGGGACUUGGUUGAGAUGAGGAUAAGGGACAAGGUCGAGACUGAUGAUGAGAGGGAUAGUGAACCAGAUAUUAUUGAUGGUGCUGGCACUGAACCUGGCCAUGUGAUUAGAACCACACUACGUGGACGAAAUGGCCAAUCAAGACAGACAGUCAGUUACAUAUCAGAACAUGUAGUUGGUACUGGUUCCUUUGGCAUGGUUUUCCAAGCCAAAUGUAGGGAAACUGGGGAGAUUGUUGCAAUCAAGAAGGUUCUACAAGACAAGCGUUACAAGAACAGGGAGCUACAAAUUAUGCAGAUGCUAGACCACCCCAACGUCGUUGCUUUAAAGCAUAGCUUCUACACGAGAGCAGAUAAUGAAGAGGUUUAUUUGAAUCUUGUCCUUGAGUUUGUGCCUGAGACCGUCAAUCGGGCUGCAAGAAGUUACACUAGGACGAACCAGCUCAUGCCUUUGAUAUACGUUAAACUCUACACCUAUCAGAUUUGCAGGGCGCUUGCUUACAUCCAUAAUUGCUUUGGUCUUUGCCACCGAGAUAUUAAGCCUCAGAACCUGCUAGUGAACCCACAUACGCAUCAGCUAAAAAUAUGUGAUUUCGGGAGUGCAAAAGUGUUGGUGAAAGGAGAACCCAAUGUUUCUUACAUCUGUUCUAGAUACUAUCGUGCUCCAGAACUCAUUUUUGGUGCCAGCGAAUACACUCCUGCAAUUGAUAUAUGGUCAACUGGUUGUGUGAUGGCUGAAUUGCUUCUUGGACAGCCUCUGUUUCCUGGUGAAAGCGGAGUCGAUCAGCUUGUUGAAAUCAUUAAGGUUUUAGGUACACCAACGAGGGAGGAAAUUAAGUGCAUGAAUCCAAACUAUACAGAAUUUAAAUUCCCCCAGAUAAAACCUCACCCAUGGCACAAGGUCUUCCAAAAACGUUUACCACCAGAAGCGGUUGAUCUUCUAUGUAGGUUCUUUCAAUAUUCCCCUAAUCUGAGAUGCACAGCUUUGGAAGCAUGUAUUCAUCCGUUAUUUGAUGAGCUAAGGGACCCAAACACUCGUCUUCCCAAUGGCCGGCCACUUCCUCCGCUUUUCAACUUCAAACCUCAAGAACUAUCUGGCAUCCCUUCAGAAAUCGUGAACCGGCUUGUACCAGAGCAUGCCCGUAAGCAGAACUUCUUCAUGGCUUUGGAUGCCUAAGCGCUUAUCAGUUCCCUUUUCUUUUUGCUUAUGUAUAAACUUACUCUCAUGAUAUUGGUAUUUGGAGCCGCCAGAAGGCAUUGUACGCCUAUCUUGGCUUUUGUUUUUAGUGAGUUGGUUAUCGGAGGAUGCAUGAAUACAAACAGGAGUUACUUGAGGUUGCUACUGGCUAUAAGACCUCUUGUUUGUUUCACAGCCCGUUUUUAUAUAUACAUAACCCUUUCUAUUGCAAAAUUGAUGUUUGGUUUCUAAAGAUUUUGAAGUAGUUUUGA
Eruca vesicaria subsp. sativa (arugula) is the source of this 1828-nucleotide messenger RNA. The record is from the annotation of a GenBank genome assembly. NCBI's taxonomy places the organism in Eukaryota, Viridiplantae, Streptophyta, Magnoliopsida, Brassicales, Brassicaceae.